AAGUUACCCAGCAGUUAGAACACCAUCUUCCUCGACUAUAUAAGUGUAAAAUUAGAGACUCUGAUCGGUGUCUCCUGCAUCCUACUUGUUACUCUUAGGUAGUACAACUGUGAGAGAGGGAGCUCGAGUAAAAAUGGCAGACAAACCAGAUAUCAGUGAGAUCUCUCACUUUGAUAAGUCCAAGCUGAAGAAGACUGAGACGCAGGAGAAAAACACGCUUCCCACCAAAGAGACCAUUGAACAGGAGAAGCAUGUUGAGGCAUAACCCAUCCAAUUUCACCAAGGGCAGAAUGAAAUGGAGACUCCCUCAACUUUAGGCCAAAUGUGGCUUCUUCCAACUACCAGUCACUAUGGCCAUAAAGUGGAAUCUGUCCCUCUUUAAUUUUUAAAUCUGAAGGGUAACCAAGCUUUUAGUAGCUGACUUGCCAAACAUUACCUGGUUAAUGACCAACAUCACUAUGGUAAAAUCAAGUGUCUGUGCAGAGACUGUUACAUGAUGUAUUCUAUGUAAACUUAGCCAAGGUGAAUUAUCUGCCCUUAUUUUGAACUUUGUGAAAUAAACUCAAAUGAAUGUC
This is a messenger RNA of Paramisgurnus dabryanus, 575 nucleotides long. Its product is annotated as thymosin beta-b. Gene Ontology annotation, molecular function: actin monomer binding. Gene Ontology annotation, cellular component: cytoplasm. NCBI's taxonomy places the organism in Eukaryota, Metazoa, Chordata, Actinopteri, Cypriniformes, Cobitidae. The record is from RefSeq and is a predicted model, not a curated record. Gene Ontology annotation, biological process: actin filament organization; regulation of cell migration.